Molecule: messenger RNA, 6802 nt
Organism: Pungitius pungitius (ninespine stickleback)
Lineage: Eukaryota; Metazoa; Chordata; Actinopteri; Perciformes; Gasterosteidae
Gene: trip12
Product: thyroid hormone receptor interactor 12
Exons: 43
Coding region: 204-6437 (2077 amino acids)
Biological process (GO): protein polyubiquitination; proteasome-mediated ubiquitin-dependent protein catabolic process; DNA damage response
Cellular component (GO): nuclear speck
Molecular function (GO): ubiquitin protein ligase activity; zinc ion binding
Source: RefSeq, a predicted model, not a curated record
CCAGUAGUAGACUUAACUAGUCCGUCAGCGGAUGAAUCACGCGGAUGUAUAUUGCAGUUGCAGGCCCCUCAGCUGAUGUGAAACUAGCAGGGGUAGAGAGAGAAAAGAGGAGCUGGUGCACUGUCUGUUACAACUACAACACUGGAACAAAUAGUGAAUGGUAGUGUCUAGAAAGGGUAUGUCCCUUCAGGAGAGAGGUGCCAAUGUCCAACCGGCCUAAUUCCAAUCCAGGGGGGUCACUGCGCCGUUCACAGAGGAACACUGCUGCGGCCCAGCCACAAGACCACACAGUCGCAGGAAGGUUGCAGUCAGAGCAGGUAAAAAAUAAAGUGAAUUCUCCACCUGAAAGUAAAAGACCUAAUUCUAAAGCUUCCAAAGCCACAGCCAGCUCCACCGCUGGCCAGUCCAGAGGCCACAGCUCAAGAAGAAGCGGUCUUACUCUUUCCGUGGCUUCAUUUGUGUUGCAAGACGAGCCAGAGGCUGCAGGGACAUCUGAGCAAGAACGACCAGGCCACCAGUCAAAGAGCGAGGGCACUCGCGGGCUGAAGCGAAGCGAAGCUCCUGAUCUAAUCAGUACCUUCGGACCGACCCCUGCCAAGAAGUCCAAAUCGGUCCCACCACCCAGAGACAAUACCUCAGAGACCAAGAAAGUUGCAGCAAAGUCCAAGAAGAGACCACUUGCUUCAGAAGUACCUGCAUUGUCAGGUCGCGGCCAGAGCAAGAAGAGCGGGGCCGCUGGGGCCUCACCGAUCCAGAAACGGAAGAAAGCAGACUCCCUCCCCGGUCUAAGUAGCACCGCUGGGUCCCUCCCCAAUCGUACCGAGGGCAGAACUGCAAAACCCACCAAGCUGGCGUCUAAAUCAGCCGCCUCAGCCAAAGCUGGGUGUAGCAACGUGACGGACUCCUCCUCCUCUGCCUCCACCUCUUCCUCUUCCUCAACCACAGGGCCCAGCAGCGCCACAACGCAGGGCGCCCGAGUCAAACAGGGAAAAGAUCAGACCAAGGCACGGCGCUCUCGCUCUGCCUCAAGCCCCUCCCCCCGCCGCAGCACCCGAGACAAGGAGCAGGCCAAAACCGCCAGCUCCUCAAAGUUCGAGUGGGCAGCGCGGUUCAACCCCAAAGUCAACCUGCCAAAACCCAAACUGUCCUUGCCCGGAUCCUCCAAAACUGAGACCUCCAAACCUGGGCCUUCGGGAUUACAAGCUAAACUAGCAAGUUUGAGGAAGUCCACUAAGAAGCGAAGCGAGUCUCCUCCAGCAGAGCUCCCCAGCUUUCGGCGGAGCACACGCCAGAAGACCACGGGCUCCUGUGCCAGCACCAGUCGGCGGGGCUCAGGCCUGGGCAAGCGCGGGGCAGCCGACGCUCGCCGCCAGGAGAAAAUGGCCGACUCCGACAACAACCAGGACGGGGCCAACUCGUCGGCCGCUCGCACCGACGAGGCAUCACAAGGGGCUUCAGCUUCAAGCUCCGUUGCUGGAGCAGUGGGCAUGACCACCUCUGGAGAGAGUGAGUCGGAGGACUCUGAAAUGGGAAGGCUCCAAGCCCUGCUGGAGGCCAGGGGUCUCCCCCCACAUCUCUUUGGGCCCCUGGGCCCCCGGAUGUCCCAGCUGUUUCACAGGACCAUCGGCAGCGGAGCGAGCUCCAAGGCGCAGCAGCUUCUGCAGGGCCUGCAGGCCACCGGAGACGAGUCCCAGCAGCUCCAAGCGGCCAUCGAGAUGUGCCAGCUGCUGGUGAUGGGCAACGAGGAGACGCUUGGUGGAUUUCCUGUCAAGAGCGUGGUGCCUGCUUUGAUUACGCUGUUACAAAUGGAGCAUAACUUUGACAUUAUGAACCACGCCUCUCGUGCACUCACCUAUAUGAUGGAGGCGCUGCCUCGAUCCUCUGCUGUGGUGGUCGAUGCCAUUCCUGUCUUCCUGGAGAAGCUUCAAGUGAUCCAAUUCAUUGACGUAGCAGAGCAGGCCCUGACAGCCCUGGAGAUGUUGUCAAGGCGACACAGCAAAGCCAUAUUGCAGGCUGGUGGGCUCGCUGACUGCCUCCUCUACCUGGAGUUCUUUAGCAUCAAUGCUCAGAGGAACGCUUUGGCCAUCGCAGCCAACUGCUGCCAGAGCAUAACUCCAGACGAGUUCCACUUUGUUGCUGAUUCUCUGCCCCUGUUGACUCAGAGACUCACACACCAGGAUAAAAAAUCCGUAGAAAGCACUUGCCUCUGUUUCGCCAGACUGGUGGACAACUUUCAGCACGAGGAGAACCUGCUGCAGGAGGUGGCGUCGCGGGACCUGUUGACCAACAUUCAGCAGCUGCUGGUGGUGACCCCUCCUGUGCUCAGCUCGGGGAUGUUUAUCAUGGUUGUGCGCAUGUUUUCCUUGAUGUGCUCCAACUGCCCCUGCCUGGCAGUCCAGCUUAUGAAACAGAUCCGAUUGAUCUCGCGGCCAAUCAAUGAAGAAUCACAAGUGGUUGUAACUCCUUAUGACAUAGCAGAAACUCUGCGUUUCCUCCUGUGUGGGGCCUCAAAUGGCAGCUGCCAGGAACAGAUUGAACUGGUACCCCGCAGCCCCCAGGAGCUCUACGAACUGACCUCCCUCAUAUGCGAGCUGAUGCCCUGCCUGCCCAGAGAGGGCAUCUUUGCCGUUGAUGUAAUGCUGAAGAAGGGCAGUGCCCAGACGACAGAGGGAGCCAUCUGGCAGUGGAGGGAUGACCGUGGACUGUGGCAUCCAUACAACCGCAUUGACAGCCGCAUUAUUGAGACAGCACACCAGAACGGGGAGGAUGAGAUCAGCUUGUCAACCCUGGGCCGUGUGUACACAAUUGACUUUAACUCUAUGCAGCAGAUUAAUGAAGACACAGGAACUGCACGUGGUAUCCAGAGGAAACCCAAUCCUCUUGCCAACCCUAAUACAGGGAGUCACCAGGAGGUCCGUCGAGAGGACGCACGCGCCCAGUUGAUGAAGGAGGACCCUGAGUUGGCAAAGUGCUUUAUCAAAACUCUGUUUGGGGUCUUGUAUGAGGUGUACAGCUCCUCGGCCGGGCCUGCGGUCAGACACAAGUGCCUUAGAGCCAUCCUCAGGAUCAUCUUCUUUGCUGAUGCAGAGCUGCUGAAGGAUGUGCUGAGGAACCAUUCUGUGUCCAGUCACAUUGCCUCCAUGCUAUCCAGCCAGGACCUGAAGAUUGUAGUGGGUUCUCUGCAGAUGGCUGAGAUCCUCAUGCAGAAGCUGCCUGAUGUCUUCAGUGUCUAUUUCAGAAGAGAAGGUGUGAUGCACCAGGUGAAGAACCUGUCAGAAUCUGAGAGCUUUCUUGUCACUAGUCCCCCAAAGGCUUGCCCCAGUAGUACUGCCAGUGUGUGCACUACCACCAUCAGCACUGCGUCCACCACGUCUGCUAACAAUGCAACUCCUGACCUGGGCUCCCCCAGCUUCCAGCACAGCAUGGAUGACUCACUGGACCUCAGCCCCCAGGGGCGGUUAAGUGAUGUCCUAAAGAGGAAACGGCUUCCUAAAAGAGGGCCCAGGAGGCCAAAAUACUCUCCCCCAAGAGAUGAUGACAAAGUAGACAAUCAGGCCAAGAGCCCUACCAGUACUCAGUCACCCAAAUCGUCCUUCCUGGCCAGUCUUAACCCCAAGACCUGGGGGAAGCUGGGUGCCCAGACCAACAAUGCCAACUCUGAGCCCUCACGCACAGCAGGAGUGAGUGGCCUGGCCCGGGCCCCCCCCAAAGACUCCAUUUCAAACAACAGAGACAAAAUAAAAGCCUGGAUCAAAGAGCAGGCGAGUAAGUUUGUGGAGCGCUACUUCAACUCUGAAAAUGUGGACGGCAGCAACCCUGCGCUGAAUGUACUCCAGAGACUUUGCACAGCCACUGAGCAGCUCAACCUGCAGGUCGACGGUGGUUUGGAGUGCCUGGUGGAGAUCUCCAGUAUUGUAUCAGAAUCUGAUGUGUCGUCUUUUGAGAUCCAGCACAGCGGGCUGGUGAAGCAGCUCCUGGUCUACCUGACCUCCAACACCGACAGGGACUUGCUGAGCCGCGAUGUGCGGCUCAAGCGGUUCCUCCAUGUGUUCUCCAGCUGUCCGGUUCAAGGAAUGGAGCCUCUAGGUCGUCUGGACCCCACAGAGAAUGGCCCGUACCUGGCAAUGGUGCACAAAAUGAACAGCUGCCUGAGCCAAAUGGAGCAGUUCCCUGUCAAAGUGCACGAUUUCCCCAGUGGCAACGGCAAUGGCAGCAGGGGCUCUCAGGCACUGAAGUUCUUCAACACACAUCAGCUCAAGUGUCAGCUGCAGAGACACCCGGACUGCACGAAUGUUAAACAGUGGAAAGGCGGCCCGGUGAAGAUUGACCCGCUGGCCCUGGUGCAGGCCAUUGAGAGAUAUCUCGUUGUCAGAGGAUACGGCCGAAUCAGAGAAGAGGAUGAAGACAGCGACGACGACGGUUCAGACGAUGAAAUCGACGAGUCUCUGGCGGCCCAGUUCCUGAAUUCCGGGAGUGUGCGUCACAGACUACAAUUCUACAUCGGUGACCACCUGCUGCCGUACAACAUGACCGUGUACCAGGCCGUCCGGCAGUACAGUCUCCAAGCAGAAGAAGAAAGGGAGUCGACGGACGACGAGGCGAACCCACUUGGCCGAGCGGGCAUCUGGACCAAAACGCACACAAUAUGGUAUAAGCCCGUGAGGGAGGACGAGGACGGCAGUAAAGACGCUGUGGGUGGAAAGAGGGGUCGGGCCCAGACCGCUCCAACCAAAACCUCGCCACGCAACGCCAAGAAGCAGGAUGAGCUGUGGCACGACGGCGUGUGUCCCAGUGUGGUCAACCCCCUAGAGACAUACCUCACUUCAGAGCCUCCAGAGACCAUAACCUUUGAUGACCCCUCUUUGGAGGUCAACCUGCUGCUGAGGGUCUUGCACUCAAUCAGUAGAUACUGGUUCUACUUGUAUGAUAAUGCUGUGUGUAAGGAAAUCAUGCCCACCAGUGAGUUCAUCAACAGUAAGCUGACAGCCAAAGCAAACCGUCAGCUCCAAGACCCGCUGGUCAUUAUGACGGGGAACAUCCCCACUUGGCUCAUAGAGCUCGGGAAGACUUGUCCGUUCUUCUUCCCCUUUGACACCCGGCAGAUGUUGUUCUACGUAACCGCCUUCGAUCGUGACCGAGCCAUGCAGCGCUUACUGGACACAAACCCUGAGAUCAACCAAUCGGAUUCUCAGGAUAGCAGAGUCGCACCGCGUCUUGACAGGAAGAAGAGGACGAUAAACCGCGACGAGCUGCUGAAACAGGCCGAGUCCGUGAUGCAGGACCUCGGCAGCUCCAGGGCGAUGUUGGAGAUUCAGUACGAGAACGAGGUGGGCACAGGUCUCGGGCCCACCCUGGAGUUCUACGCUCUGGUGUCUCAGGAGCUCCAGCGGGCCGACCUCGGCCUGUGGAGGGGUGAAGAGGUCACUCUGGCCAAUCCGAAAGGAAGCCAAGAGGGAACGAAGUACAUGUUCAGCUCCAAAGGACUGUUUGCUGUUCCCUUCGGAAGGACCACCAAACCAGCGCACAUAGCCAAAAUCAAAAUGAAGUUCCGUUUCUUAGGAAAGCUAAUGGCCAAAGCCAUUAUGGACUUCAGAUUGCUGGACCUGCCCCUGGGGCUGCCGUUCUAUAAGUGGAUGCUACGGCACGAGGCGUCCAUAAGCUCCCAUGACCUGGUGAACAUUGACCCCGGUGUGGCCAAGUCCAUCCAGCACCUGGAGGAUAUCAUCCGCCAGAAGAAGAGGUUGGAACAGGACCGUUCACAGACGAGGGAGACCCUACAGCAGGGCCUGGAGAGCCUAAACAUGAAUGGCUGCUCCGUGGAGGACCUCGGUUUGGACUUCACCCUUCCAGGGCUCCCCAACAUUGAGCUGAAAAAGGGUGGCAAGGACUUUCCCGUCACAAUCUACAACCUGGAGGAGUACCUCAGGCUGGUGGUGUACUGGACUCUAAAUGAAGGAGUGUCCAGGCAAUUUGAGUCGUUUAGGGAAGGGUUUGAAUCUGUCUUCCCCUUGCAUCACCUGCAGUAUUUCUAUCCAGAGGAGCUUGACCAGUUGCUGUGUGGUAGUAAAUCUGAGACGUGGGACGUGAAGACGUUGAUGGAGUGCUGUCGACCGGACCACGGCUACACACAUGACAGCCGUGCCGUGCGGUUCCUGUUUGAGGUGCUGAGCAGCUUUGAUGCCGAGCAGCAGAGACUCUUUCUGCAGUUUGUCACAGGAAGCCCCAGACUGCCUGUUGGUGGUUUCCGGAGCCUGAACCCCCCUCUGACAAUUGUGAGGAAGACGUUCGAGUCGACAGAGAACCCGGAUGACUUCCUCCCCUCGGUCAUGACCUGUGUCAACUACCUGAAGCUGCCUGACUACUCCAGCAUCGAGAUAAUGCGAGAGAAACUGUUGAUCGCGGCCCGCGAGGGCCAGCAGUCGUUCCACCUUUCCUGAUCUCUCCCCAUCUCACAUUCAAAUGCCUUCUACAGCGACUGAUGAAAUCACGACUUCCUUCUUAGUUUUUUGUAACCACAUACAUCGAGGCUACGUGUACAGCCUUCUUGUUAGAGAAAGCAGCUUGCAGAAAAAUUAAGACUUUAAAUAUAUAUUUGCUGCCCUGGUCUCUCAAAAAAACACAUACAUAAAAAAAUACAAAAAAAAAAUGGAAAAGUGUUCCAAGACUCGCAGAACUUAAAAUAUAAAAAAGAGAGUAAAACUUAUAUCAGUAGUUAAUGUUAAACAAAAAAAAAAAGAUGAAAACAUCUGGGGGACAUUUUAAAUUGCAUUGCUAUGUGAUAUUUAAAAAAAAAAAAAGGGAU